Rhopilema esculentum is the source of this 5371-nucleotide messenger RNA. Its product is annotated as regulatory-associated protein of mTOR. The record is from RefSeq and is a predicted model, not a curated record. Gene Ontology annotation, molecular function: protein-macromolecule adaptor activity; protein binding. Gene Ontology annotation, cellular component: TORC1 complex; cytoplasm. Gene Ontology annotation, biological process: positive regulation of cell growth; cellular response to starvation; regulation of autophagy. Lineage: Eukaryota; Metazoa; Cnidaria; Scyphozoa; Rhizostomeae; Rhizostomatidae.
GUUGAUGUUAGUACACUGUUUCUGUAUCUGAUCAUAAGACAACGAGGUACAAGAUGUCGGACGAAGAGGAACAGGACAUCGAUGAUGUAUUGGAGGAAGAUGAGGGAGAGCUAAUUGACUGGCAGUUACCCCUAUGUUUCAUGAAAACACGUCAUAAAGAAAGGAUCGACGGGAUCAAGUGUUUACCCCAGUCAUGGCGAAUGAAAGAACGAAUGAAAACCGUUAGCGUUGCUUUGGUUUUAUGUCUCAAUAUUGGAGUUGACCCGCCAGACGUUGUGAAAACAGAUCCUUGUGCCAGACUGGAGUGUUGGAUUGAUCCAUUUUCUCUGAAUUCUCAAAAAGCUUUAGAAACAAUUGGAAAUAGUUUACAGCAGCAAUAUGAAAGAUGGCAACCCAGGGCUAGAUACAAGCUCAGCCUUGAUCCUACAGUAGAAGAUGUGAAGAAGCUUUGUACAUCAUUAAGGAGAAAUGCAAAGGAAGAAAGGGUGUUGUUUCAUUACAAUGGUCAUGGUGUUCCAAGGCCAACACAAAAUGGUGAAAUUUGGGUAUUUAACAAGUCAUAUACACAAUAUAUCCCACUGUCGAUAUACGAUCUCCAAACCUGGAUGGGAAGCCCAUCAAUAUAUGUUUACGACUGCUCUAAUGCAGGUCUGAUUUUGGAAUCAUUCAAGCAGUUUGCUGCGCAAAGAGAGAAAGAAUACGAGCAUUACCUUGGCCAAGGAACAUCUAUCCCGGCUCCUCCGCCUGUCAGGAACUGCAUCCAGCUAGCUGCCUGUCAGUCAAACGAGUUGUUACCGAUGCUGCCCCAAUUGCCUGCGGACCUUUUUACAGCGUGCCUGACAACGCCAAUCAAAGUUGGUCUAAGAUGGUUUGUUAGCCAAAGAAGUAGUGAUCUAGUUCCAGGAAUGACGUUAGAAUUGAUAGAAAAAAUACCAGGACAAUUGAAUGACCGAAGAACGCCUCUAGGCGAGUUAAACUGGAUAUUCACAGCAGUCACUGAUACAAUAGCAUGGAAUACUUUGCCUAGAGAAGUGUUCCAGAAGCUUUUUCGUCAAGAUCUUCUCGUGGCCAGUUUGUUUCGAAACUUCCUCCUGGCUGAACGUGUGAUGAGAUCGUACAAAUGCACGCCUUUGUCUAGUCCAAAACUACCUCCUACAUAUCAUCACCAUAUGUGGCAAGCGUGGGAUUUCGCUGUGGACCAAUGUCUGACUCAGUUGCCUGUAAUCACAAAGGAUGAAUCAAAAUAUCACAAUAGCUCAUUUUUCUCCGAGCAACUGACAGCCUUCCAAGUGUGGCUUGCUAUGGGUUGCGAGGAACGCGAUCCUCCUGAGCAGCUACCGAUAGUAUUGCAAGUGCUGCUUAGUCCAGUUCAUCGACUUAGAGCCCUUGAUCUGUUAGGCAGAUUUCUAGAUCUUGGACCAUGGGCAGUGAGUCUUGCUCUGUCUGUUGGCAUUUUCCCGUACGUGUUGAAGUUACUUCAAGGGUCAAGCAGGGAAAUUCGUCCUCUUAUGGUUUUCAUUUGGGCAAAGAUACUGGCAGUUGACAGUACAUGUCAAGCCGAUCUAGUCAAAGAUGGAGGACAUAACUAUUUUUUGUCUGUUCUUGCCGAUCCUUACAUGCCAGCGGAGCAUCGGACAAUGGCAGCUUUUGUAAUUGCAAGAAUCAUCCACGACUACCCUUCAGGACAGGAUAGCUGCUGCAAGGGAAACAUGAUUGCACUUUGCCUAGAACAACUCAAUGAUCCUCAUCCCAUGUUACGCCAGUGGCUUGCCAUUUGUUUGGGCUUGAUAUGGACUAAUUAUGACGCGGCAAGGUGGUGUGGAGUCAGAGACAGUGCGCCGGAAAAGUUAACCAAACUUCUAACUGACCCAUUACCAGAGGUUCGAGCGUCUGCAGUUUUUGCACUGGGAAGAUUGAUAGCCAACACUGGUGAUAGGUCAGACCAUGCUAAUAUGGUAGAUCAUGGAACAGCAACCACAUUAGCGUCAGUUGUAGGCCAAGAUGGAAGUCCUUUGGUUAGAAAGGAGCUAGUCGUUGCUUUUCAUGGACAAAUCAUUCAGUUUGAAAAUAACUUCGGAGCAGUUGCUAUACAAUUCCUGGAAGAGGACAAGAAAAGAGAGCUCUUGGGAAGUCAGCGAGAUUCAAACAACAAAGGCUGGAUUUUGGUUGGUCAAGGCUCAUCAUCAAAGGAAGCAUUUAUGGCUAGCACGGAUAGUCAUACCCUUAAAAGGCAUCCGGGACAAACUCACUCUAGCCAGUCCAAUUUAUUAAGCAGUGGGAACUUUGGGCAGUCGGGACAGCAAGGUCAAGCUAAAGGAUUGAUGAGCUACAAUAGCACAAACAGUUUGGCAUCAUUGGACAGCCAAUCAAACGAGAUUUGGAUCAAAGGACCAAUCAGAAGAGCUUCGUCAACUAUGUCAUUUUCAUCUCUUCACGAAAAUGUGUAUACUAGAGUAUGGAAGACGAUGUUGAAUCUGUCGGUUGAUCCAUGCCCUGAUGUUGCAAUGAUGGCGCAAAAAGUCGUGAACAAUAUAACCGUGAAGGCCACAAUGUCAGCCAAAGGACUGCAGCUGCCUUUUCGGUCGCAGCCCUCCUCCCCAGUCACUGAUCCUCAUUAUCUCCACAAGAAGCCCUCAACCCACUCAGCAGUGAUGGAUCGAGAAUACGGUACACCGAAAUCGAAAAGCUUUUACAUCCAACCUUCAACACCGGAUAAUCGUCGGCAGUCACGUGGUAUGGGGUCCCCGCCCCAUACUCCGCAUACGUUAGAAUUUUCAACGAAAAGGAGGAUGUUCGACAAAGGCCCAGAUGUUGCUCAAGCAGUAGCUCCUGAUAUGGACUCAGACGGAGAGGAAGACGAAGGAAUUUCGCCAAAGCCUUCACUUGUGUCAACAAGAUUAUACGAAUGGUUUUGCAGUUACUUCGCACAGUCAGUAAUGAAGCCUCUAGAUGAUUUAGACCAAAAUAGCAGCCAACACAUACAGAGAGAGUGGAGGUUUCUUAGGAACACACGAGUGAGGCAAGAGUCCUCUAGAUACUUUCAUUCUGUCAGCAAGCUUGAUGACCAAAUCUUUAUCAAUAAAAAUGUGCAGCCGCCGACAUUCAUUAGGUUCCAUCCUUAUGAACCGCACUUCGUCGCAACUGACAGGGGUGGAGUAAGUAUUUGGAAUUAUGAAUCCGGCGUUCGAAUGAACUACUUUGAUAAUGGAAAUCCGAAAACUUCCAGGAUAACCUCAUUAGAUAUUCUUAAUGCUCACGAUCUGUCAUUAUUGCUGACAGCAUCAGAUGAUGGGGCGAUUCGUGUUUGGAGAAAUUAUGUGGGAAAUGAGGGUAGUAGAUUAGAAUUGGUAACUGCAUGGCAAGCCUUAUCAGGGAUGAUUCCAUCAACUCGAGGUGCUGGGGCUGGAUUGGUAACCAGUUGGGAACAGCAGUCAGGAACUUUGUUAGCUUCGGGUGAUGUUCGCCUAAUAAGAGUUUGGGAUACUCACAGAGAGAUGAAAUUACAGGAUAUACCAACUGGUGCAGACAGCUGCGUCACCAGCAUUGCGUGUGAUUCUGUCGGCAGAUCUUUGUUGGUAGCUGGCCUAGGGGAUGGAUCUGUCAGAAUUUAUGAUCGAAGACUUCCACCCUCUGAUUGCUGCGUCAUUACAUUGCGAGAGCAUCUUGGAUAUAUUGUCAAAGUAUUUUUACAAAAAGGAACAGAAGGAAAUAUCAUAAGUGGAAGUUUGGAUGGUGACAUUAAACUUUGGGACCCAAGAUCAUCACAGUCUUUACAAACUCUAACAAACACAGUUCCAAAUAUGGCAUCAUUUGAUGUGCAUCCGCAAGUGGAGCUCUUUUCAGUAGGAUCAGCAAAUCAAAUUAUCAAAGUUUUUGAUAUGAAUGGACAUAAUAUUAGUACAAUUCGGUACCAUGAUGGAUUCAUGGGACAAAGGAUUGGACCCAUUAGCUGCUUAGCAUUCCAUCCAUAUUGGCCAUAUUUAGCAGCCGGGAGCACAGACUCGUUUCUCUCUGUAUAUUCCUCUGAAAAGUCAGUAAAUCUUCGAUUUGAUCAAAUAGGCCUUUAAGAACAUAAUUUGACAAUAGAUAUAUUUUUAUUUCCAUUUUAAGCUUCUAAAGCUCCUUGUUUUUGCAUGAAAGGAGUUUCUUUGGUGAUGAGAAUAUCAAUUAAGGUUGACCUAAUUGCUCUCCUAGAGGGAUCAUAUUCUUUGGGAUAGCGAAGUGGUUUUCCAGCUUGUAAAUGGUGUGGUAAAUGUUAUGGAAAUCAUGAAAUCUUGGAAUAUUUCUAUUCAUAUAACUAAAUCAAAAAAAGACAAUUCAAUGAUAAAGCUGUCAAUUAUAUUAACAGUUAGUUAUUCAAAAUUUUUCAGUCUGUUGUCAAUUUGUGCCAGUUAUGAUUCAAUCCCAGGAUAAAACAGUGAUAUAACAAUCCUCUAUCAUUUCCUAAUAACCAAAGGCAUCAAAUUGUGAUAAAAGGAGAGGCUAUACCCAAACGACCCAAAUAUGCUGAAUCCUGAUUUUCAUGCUGCAAUGCUAUUGGUGUGCACUGAUCACAUGAAUUUAACUCAUGUUGAUUUACAAAACAGCCUCCACAAUAGCAAGCUUUCAACAAAGGAUGCCAAUAUCACACGAAACUACAGCAUCCACACUGAAAUAUAUAUUACCCUCUACAGAGAAGGCAUAUUUACCACGGUUCAAUGCUGUUAACAUACUAAAAUAAAAAACUGUGGCAGAAAUGCUUACAACCUCUGGGAGAGCAUAAAUAAAUUGAUGACUUGAUAUCUUAGGUUUAUAUUUAGAUUUAACUUGUAAAUAUUGUAUUUGAUGACGAUUGUGUUUUACUUGUAUCAAAGUAGUUCCCUAUUUGUAACUUGAGUUUCAGACUUGUUUGUCUGGUUGUGUAAAGCAGUAUUCUGAGUGCAAAAUUUAUUUCAAGUAGGUAAUGUUGUGGCAACUGUUACUAUUUCUUAUCACAUUUAAUCCUAUCAAAUUAUAUACUAUCACUUAUAAAUACAUUUGAUAUAUGCUCUCAAUAACUUAUUAUCCUUAUUUAUACACAUUUUUAUACUUUUCACAAAACCCUUCUGAAAUCUGACAGCAUUUCUUGUAUAAUCUUAAAAGGUUAUCGUAAAUAAUGUCCCCAGAUGUAUUUCCACUUAAUAGGAUGGAUAUUCCCUUUUAAAUUGAUUUCACCAGCUCUCUGCAAUUUCUCAUCCCGAAAGAUGUGAUUUUGUGUUUUAUGUCCCAGCCAUUGUUUAUUUUCAUUUUCGAAUUGAUUGAUUGUUCACAACAGUUUGAUACUUACAAAUAUUUUAAUAGAAAACUGGAUGUUUUGUAAAUUACUAUUUCAAAUUAAUCUCAUCGGACAAAA